AUGGACCGACAAGCCGUGGAGCUGGGAGACCACAUCUUGGAUAGGCUACGCGCCACGCCCUCCACGGAGCGCAUACUCAUAGGACUGGCAGGCGUACCUGCCUCCGGGAAGUCCACCCUCACGCAGCUAGUUAUCGGCCAUGUCAACCUGAUGUUCCGGCGCGAGCACGCUUCGGGCUCCGUGGACGAUCGCGACAUCGCGGUGCUGAUCGGCCUGGACGGAUGGCACCUCUCGCGCGCGCAGCUCGACGCGAUGCCGGACCCGAAGCUCGCAAGGGAUCGCCGCGGGGCGCACUGGACGUUCGACGGAGAGUCGUACGUAAACUUCGUGCGUGCACUCCGCAAAUCGCACGCAGACCCAACGUCUACGGAUGGCGAGGAGGAUGUGGUCUAUGCGCCUUCAUUCGACCAUGCCGUGAAGGACCCUACGCCACGCACAGUCGCUGUGCACCCUCAUCACCGCGUUGUCUUGAUUGAGGGCCUGUAUUGCUUCUUGGGUAUUCCUCCAUGGCGAGAAGCGGGGGAGAUGCUGGACGAGCGGUGGUGGCUGGAGGUGAGCGAAGAGGAGGCGGAGCGGAGGCUUGUUGCGAGACACGUGCGGAGUGGGGUCGCGAAGGAUCUCGAGGAGGCCAUAUGGAGGUCAAGGGAGAAUGACGCACCGAACGGCAGGUUCGUCAAAAAGAAUAUGCUGGAGCCGACACGAACCAUUCAGAGUGUGGAAGAUCUUGUAUGCACGAGCGCAUGA
Messenger RNA from Rhodofomes roseus, 744 nucleotides. RefSeq names its product P-loop containing nucleoside triphosphate hydrolase protein. Gene Ontology annotation, cellular component: cytoplasm. Lineage: Eukaryota; Fungi; Basidiomycota; Agaricomycetes; Polyporales; Fomitopsidaceae. The coding region runs from base 1 to 744 and encodes 247 amino acids. The record is from RefSeq and is a predicted model, not a curated record. The transcript is spliced from 3 exons.